Messenger RNA from Cinclus cinclus, 2268 nucleotides. It is a transcript of the gene VWA1, whose product is annotated as von Willebrand factor A domain containing 1. The record is from RefSeq and is a predicted model, not a curated record. The transcript has 10 exons. Bases 127 to 2268 code for a protein of 713 amino acids. NCBI's taxonomy places the organism in Eukaryota, Metazoa, Chordata, Aves, Passeriformes, Cinclidae. Gene Ontology annotation, molecular function: protein binding.
AUGGCUUUAAAAGGAGUAAAGGGAGGCGGGGGGGGGGGAAAGGAAGGAGAAUUAGAAUUGCCUGCAGGAGCCGGAGCUCGCAGCACAGCCCAGUAAAACACGGGCGAGGAGCGGGGAUCUCCGGGCAUGGCAGGGGGACCCGCGGAUCUGAGCUCGCUUAAGCCACGACCAGGCUCUGCUAUGUUGGCCAAGGCGGUGCUUUCCCUUGGGCUGUGGCUGCGGCUUGCUGCGGGACAGGACACACCUGAGUCAGGUCCCCAGCCAUCGAUCUCCAACACAGAGGGAGACCUCCUCUUCCUGCUGGACAGCUCUGCCAGCGUCUCCCGCUAUGAGUUCUCCAGGGUCAAGGAAUUCAUGUGGGACCUUUUGCACCCUUUCACCUUUGGCCCUAGGGACAUCCAGACCAGCAUCAUCCACAUCAGCACCACACCCACCAUGGAGUUCCCGUUUGACCAGUACCUGACCAGUGGCACCCUGAGAAAAGCCAUCAAUGGCACGCGGCAGCUCAUGGGUGACACCAACACGGGCAAAGCGUUGUCCUACGCCAAGGAAAAAUUCUUCAGUGGGGAGGCUGGGGCCCGGCCAGACGUGCCCAAGGUGCUGGUGUGGGUGACAGAUGGCUUCUCCACCGAUGACAUCUCAGAGCCCAUGCAGCUGCUGAAGGACAUGGGGGUGACCGUGUUCAUCGUCAGCACCGGCCGCAGCAACUUCCUGCAGCUCUCAGCUGCUGCCAGCCAGCCCUCGGACAAACACCUGCACUUUGUGGACGUGGAUGACCUCCCCAUCAUCACCAAGGAGCUCAGGGAUGGCAUCCUAGAUGUCCUCCAAGCCAGCCGGCUCCAUGCCACAGAUGUCACCUCCAGCAGCUUCCGCCUGCUGUGGCCCAAGCUCCUGUCCCAGGAAACUGGCUACUACAGCCUGGAAUAUGGCCCAAGGGCUGAUCCAGCAAGGAAGAGGACACAGCAGGUGUCUGGGGCUCACACCAGCCUCGUGCUCAGAGAUCUUGCACCAGAAACCACUUACGAGGUGUCUCUGAUUCCUGAAUCCAAUGUGCACUACUUCCCCCCCCAGACCACAAGGGUCACCACACUGGCAGAGGAAAUCAGCCCAGUUCAGGUUCUCAUCUCGGAGCCUGGGCCUCGCAGCUUCCACGUGAGCUGGGCUCCUGUGCUGGACAGCGUGGCCAGCUACCAAGUGCUGUAUGGGCCACUCCCAGGCAACUCAGUGAAGGUGCUGGAGGUGGAUGGGAGGCACAACAGCACCGUGGUGGAGCACCUGGCACCCAACACCACCUACCUGGUGACAGUGACUGCCAUCUAUAGAUCUGGCAAGGAGAGAUCCCUGUCGGCCAAGGCUUGCACCCAGGAAGAGGGCUCCAAGGUGAGUCACCUCCGUUUCGAGGACAUGGGUCCCAACAUCCUGCGAGCCUCGUGGGACGCUGCAGCCGGGCCGGUGCUGGGUUACCGGGUGCGCUGCCGGCGCCAGAGCGGCCGCUCCUCGGUGCUCAGCGUGUCCCCGCAGGUGCACAGCGUCCUGCUCAGCGACCUGCCCUCGGGCACCUCGGGCAAGGUGUGUGUCCAGCCCGUGUACAGGAACCGGCCCGGCCAGAGGCUCUGCCGCACCGUGCACAGGCAGCCAGCUACAGAAGCCCAAGGAUACAGGCACAGAGAGCGUGACAGACCAGAGGUGCUCAGAGAAAGAUUCCACGUGGCCAAAUCCAUUCCUGCUGCCAAUAGCCAUGGAACCUGGAGUGAGCCGAUUCCCAGGGAAAACUGGGAUAAUUCCAAGGCCGUGCCGUUUUCCAGGGAAAUCCGGGAUAACUCCAAGGCCGUGCCCGCCUCGCGGCCCUUAGCAACGCCCCGCACUCCCUCCCGCUCCUCCCUCCUUCCUCAACCAAUCAAAUCCCACAAGCGGCGCAUCUCCGCCAAUCAGAGCGUGGCGCAGCGCCCCAGCGGACCAAUGGGAGGCCGGCCUGUCGUCGGCGCAUGCGCGCGGGUCGCCGCGCGUCCCCCGCGUGGAGCCGCCGCCGCCGCCCUCAUGUCGUGGCUGUUCGGGCUGAACCGCGGGGCCGCGCCGGGCGGCGGCGGGGACGCGGCAACCCCGGGCACCGGCACAGGCAGUGCGGCUGGCCUCUCUCUGCCGCCCGCCCCGGGUAGCGGCGGCUCCGGGGACCGUCAGACGCCCAAGGACAAAUGGAGCAACUUCGACCCCACGGGCCUGGAGCGCGCGGCCAAGGCGGCGCGGGAGCUGGACGCGUCCCGUGCGUGA